Messenger RNA from Malania oleifera, 1688 nucleotides. RefSeq names its product protein LIGHT-DEPENDENT SHORT HYPOCOTYLS 1-like. The transcript is spliced from 2 exons. The coding region runs from base 694 to 1281 and encodes 195 amino acids. The record is from RefSeq and is a predicted model, not a curated record. Gene Ontology annotation, cellular component: nucleus. Gene Ontology annotation, biological process: response to light stimulus; mRNA transcription. Lineage: Eukaryota; Viridiplantae; Streptophyta; Magnoliopsida; Santalales; Ximeniaceae.
GUUGCCAUCACUACAUUCAUUUGUGUGGAGUGUUUGCACGCGCCUGCAGCUGAGUGGGGAAAUUGACAGCAUCUUUGCAUUUGUAUCCAUCAUCUCCACUCACUUCCGAACUUUGUCUAAAUUCUGCAGAACACCCUCUUGUCAUCUGCACUUAUUAUUUGCGCCAUUCAACAGACACAUCUCUCACCCCUUAUCUCUCUCUCUCUCUCACACAAUGUUUUACUCGCAGUGCCUUCGCCUUUUCUGCAAAGAAAACCCUGAUGGGCCUGCUCUCUGAAAAAAAAAAUUGCAGAUAUCCUUCACCCAAGAACUGCAGUAGUCUUUCAAGAUCUCCAACAGAGCCACCAUACUGCUUUUAAUUGAACCCAAUUGAGGAAAACCCAAAGCAAGAGAGAAGUAGCUCCUGAAAAGAAUUCAUACACAGUUGGGAGGAGCCAGAAGCACAGUACCAAAAGCUGCAUAAGACUGCAUGCUCUUUAUUCAACUUACGAGGAAUUAAGAAGCUGUUCUUUUCCUAGUAUUGUACUUCUUUCACAUUUACACACACUCAGAAAGGAGCUAGGCAACAUCAGCAUGAUAUAAAACCCUUUUAGAAGAAGAAGAAGAAGAAGAAAGGAAAGAAAAUAGAGCUACAGCUGCGAAUUUCGUUUCUGUUUUAAGAUCCAGAAGGGGCAGAUCCUAACUAUUCAUCCCAUGGAGCUAGUUUCAGAAUCCAGCAAUCCCAGCUAUACCAACCCCACAGCCACGCCGACCAUAAACCCUAACACGUCAUCCGCUACAACUCCGUCGCCGUCUUCCAUUCCAAGCCGGUAUGAGAACCAGAAGCGCCGGGACUGGAACACCUUCUGCCAGUACUUGAGGAACCACAGGCCUCCCCUCUCCCUCUCCGUGUGCAGCGGCGCCCACGUCCUCGAGUUCCUCCGGUACCUCGACCAGUUCGGCAAGACCAAAGUCCACAACCAAAGCUGCCCCUUCUAUGGCCUCCCCAAUCCGCCCGCCCCGUGCCCUUGCCCGCUCCGACAGGCCUGGGGAAGCCUCGACGCCCUCAUCGGACGUCUCCGAGCCGCCUUCGAAGAGCACGGCGGGAAGCCGGAAGCAAACCCAUUCGGAGCGAGACCGGUUAGGCUUUACUUGCGGGAGGUUCGGAAUUUUCAGGCCAAAGCGAGGGGAAUCAGUUACGAGAAGAAGCGGAAGCGACCGAAGCAGAAGGUGGCACUGCAGCAGUCCGGUGCAAGUACUGCCGAAGCCGGGGAAAACCCAGUAUACAACACCCUGCAUUGAAGCCAUAGGUACAAAGAUAGCUGAUGAAGAUGAAUAGUGCUAGAUUUCCUGCUUUAUUAGCCAUAUGGGUAUGAUUAUCUUCUCUAAUAUUUUAAAUUUCAGAUCGAAAUUAGUAAAUUAGUACACAUGGAGAUCAUCGGUAACCUAAUUAUGCAGUAGCUGCAUGUUUAGGAUGGCUUAGUUAUGUGGUUUGCUACCUUGCUUUAUCAGAAGCUGUGUUUAAUUUCAUAUAAUAGUACUUGAAAAGUGUGAGUUGCUGGUAACUGCUAAGCAGUAGUGAAAGGCGCAGUAGUAGCAGUUGAUACAAUACAUGUAGAAUAUACUAUAUAUGUGAGUGAAGCAUGUAACUGGUCAUAAUUAAGUGAAUGUGUACUUGAAAACGCAUUUUUAUAGUACGUUGGCUGCUC